Xenia sp. Carnegie-2017 is the source of this 1297-nucleotide messenger RNA. RefSeq lists its product as uncharacterized. NCBI's taxonomy places the organism in Eukaryota, Metazoa, Cnidaria, Anthozoa, Malacalcyonacea, Xeniidae. The record is from RefSeq and is a predicted model, not a curated record. The transcript is spliced from 4 exons. Bases 31 to 555 code for a protein of 174 amino acids.
AAACAGCAUUUGUGGGACAUAUUUUGUCACAUGCUUAUCGUAAUUGCUUAUCGAUAUUGUUUUCGUGAAAUAUUUCAUAAUUUUUUCAGGUUAUUGAUAUUGGACUCAGUUGUAGAAAUGCUGUCAUGUGAAGCUCCUGAUGCUGAAUGCAUCACAUCUUUAGCUGGCGUUGUAAAGACAAAGGAAGAUGUUCCUGAAAUGUUGAGUGAGAAUGAUGUGUCCAAAAUAUAUUCUGAUGAUGAAGAUUCUGAUGAAGAUGAUUUUGAUCCCAAUUUCACCAGAGGAUUUCUUGACGACUUUUACCGUAUUCGCAAAGACGUGACUGAAAAAUUAAAACAAUUUUCUUGGAUAAAUGGAUAUUGCGGGAUAACAUUCAACCCAGAACCACGUUUGUAUGUGACUGUAGUAAAGGAGAGAAAAAAUGAUGAAGAUUCUUUGAAGAAUGAGAUCAACGACAAAUUUGGUUGGAAAGCGUCUUAUUAUAUUGAGUUUCGUUUUGCCGAUAGUUCAUUACCGACGUUUCGAUAUUUGUCAACUCAAGGUAAAACAAAGUAAAUGUCAUAAUCCUAUGAAUGUAGGUUAUGAAGGUUACUUUGGUACAGUGACAAUGGUUUGCCGAAAGAAUCGUUAAGAAUCUACAGUACCGACCUCGAGUAACAUGACUUGACUCGCUGUUUGCGACUGAAUAAAAUAACUCGCAAAAAUUUCGACAAACAUAGUCUUAAGUGUAGUGACAAGUAAAAUUUGUUCAACAUUUUGAAGGCAACGGUUUUUUAUCUUUUUAUGAAACAUGAGAGCAAAACGACUAUUCAUUUGAAGCAAUAUCUCGGGACCUAAUGACAAAGGCCAUAAACAUUUAAUAGCAAGAACGAUAUAAAACUACGUGUAUAGGAAAACCACGUGUAUAGGAAAACAACGUGUAUAGGAAAACAACGUGUAUAGUAAGGCCUUCAUAUCAAUAGCGACUACAUCCAAAACUCCAGGUCAACGAAGUUCUUUCAGAAUCGAAUUCAAAAGAUUAUACCUACACUUGUCGUGCAUAGCUACAUUCCUUAAAUAUUUGGCUUUAAAGAAUAUUCGUUUUUUUAAUGCAUUCUUUUCUAAGAUUAUAUGUGUCCAUAAUCUAAGACUGUUAGAAGAAAAUAAUUGAGCGCUAUUUAGAUUUACUCAUUGAUUGCGUGCCGUUUACUUUACAUUUCUCUAUGGUCUCUACCGCUUUACGAAUAACGUUUGUGGCUUUGUGCCAUGAAAAAUGUAAAUAUGAAUGUUUUUUCAUUCAAAAUCCCGUUGAGUCACC